Zingiber officinale is the source of this 841-nucleotide messenger RNA. RefSeq names its product RING-H2 finger protein ATL80-like. Bases 51 to 623 code for a protein of 190 amino acids. The transcript has a single exon. The record is from RefSeq and is a predicted model, not a curated record. Lineage: Eukaryota; Viridiplantae; Streptophyta; Magnoliopsida; Zingiberales; Zingiberaceae.
UACGGCCACACUCGCUCCACCUACUUCUUUUGCUCCAUAACCGCAAGGCAAUGCCUCCGGCGAUGGCAAUUCUGCAGUUGAACUCCGGCCUCCCCCCGGCUGCGGAGGCUCCCGUUCCGCUCUCGCUAGACUCCGAUCUAGCGGUCAUCCUGGCGGCCCUACUUUGCGCCCUUAUCUGCGUCGUCGGCCUCGCGCUGGUAGCUCGCUGCGCGUGGCUCCGGCACUUAGCCGCCGGGCCCCCUCCUGUGCCGCCAAUCAAGGGUCUCAAUAAGAAAGCCCUUCGGGCGCUGCCCAAAGUGUCGUACGGCGCCGAGGCGGCCGCUGGUGGGCUCCUCUUGGAAUGCCCCAUCUGCCUCGCCGAGUUCGUCAAGGGUGACGAGAUUCGCCUUCUGCCGCAGUGCGGGCAUGGGUUUCACGUAAACUGCGCCGACACAUGGCUCUCGGCGCACUCGAGCUGCCCCUCCUGCCGUCGCGUGCUAGUCGUUGCCACCUUCCCGCCCUCACGGUGCCAGAGGUUCGGGGAGAUGUCGGGGAAUGGGGCUGCUUUGCCAUCUGCAGUGGCAUUGGAGGAAGUUGCCAAGGCUAGAGAGGACCGCCGCCACAAUAGGUCGUUCCUCCCCUGAGCCUUCUUCUUCUUCUUCUUCUCCCUCUCCCUGUAGCUUGCCAAAUCAACUGCUUCCCUUAUUUUGUUUAUAUUUAGCUCAGAAUUCCAUGGGUUUGUAAUAUGAUUUACUGGUUUUUAAUUCCACUCAUUGUCCUGAGAAUAAGAUCUGCCAACUUGUUCAUACUAUUUUGUUCCAUUACAUUUAAUGGAGACAAAAGGUUUGCUCUUUGAGUGAAA